AAAGAUGCAUGAUGUGCAGCAACUUUACAGUUGGGUUCACCUAAAAAAUAACUUUACAGUCGGUUGGUGGGUUAAUUAUAUUCAUUCACGUAUGGAAUAAUAUAUGUACCUUUGGUUCUUCCAUGCCAUCUUUGGGAAAAGAUUAUAUUAGUCUAUGAUAUUUAAAUUAAAAGCUUAGUCUUAUAUAUUAGCUACGUGUCAAAUUUUAAUUAUCUUGUAUAUUUUUGGAACCUUAGUUAAUAUGUUCUAAUGUUAUUUACCUAGAAUCUAGUAUAUGGAAUAAUCCAAUAUGUCAUAAUAGACUUUGCAGGUUGUAUGCAGUCAAAAUUGAGAUUUAAAUUUUAAAAUUCGACCAUCUUAUGAUUUUACUUACCUGUUCCGAUCUGAAUUUUACUAUCAAAAUUUUAAAAUCUUACAAUUUUACAAUUCAAAUUCUUUGGGUCAAUUUUACUUAUUUUUCCCAUAAUUUACAAAAUUAUGCAUCUUUUCCUUCUCCUCCACCAACAUCAUCUACUUCUCUUACACUAACCAUCAUAUAUUCACAUCCAACAUAUUAAUCAUUAUCGAUUCACCACUUUCCAACAUUAACCUUAAUAAAUUGGAAAAUUAACUUUGAGAAAUUAUCAUUGUAAGUAUUAUGUGUUUUUGUGUUAUUUAUGUUUUUUUUAUUAAUAUUAUUCCAUCUUUGUUUAUAUGGUCCUUAAAAUCCUACGAUUUUAAGAUUAAGAUUUUCCCCCAUUUUUGAUUUUACGUAAAAUCUCAAUUUUGACUACUAUGAUUGUAUGUAUGGAAUUUUAUUCUACUCUCGAUAUUUGAGGUUGUGGAAUGGUUCCUCUAAAGAUAAAAUGGAUUACCUAACCGGACUAGCGGUACUUCAAACAAGAGAAUCUGGCAUUCUACAUUUCAGGUAAAAGUUGAUAAUAACGAUUAUUAAACAUUUGAUAAUGAAAACUAUAUGUGCACACAUGACAUGACGUUCCUAAUUAAUGAAAACUUGGCAAAUAUAAUCACAAACAAGUCUAAUAAACAAUUAAUGACAACAUUUUGGGAGCUCAUUACUAAUGGUAUCAAUAAUGAUAAAGUUGUGAAUUAAUGACAUUGUGAAUCAUUAGUAUAAAUGUUGUAAAUCAAUGAUUCAUUCAUAAACUUUGAUGAUGAAAAUGUAAAACAGUAACGAUUGAUUCAAAAUUCUUAGUAAUAUAAUUGUAAAGAAUCGAUACGUAUAUUGUAAUCGUUAAUAAUGAUAAGGUAUAGUAAUAAUGAUUUAUUUCAUAUACGUUAAUAAUGUCAUUGCAAAACGUUAAUACUACAUUGGAAGUUGUCACGAAGUGAGAGAUCAGAUUUUUAAUAAUUUCUAUUUUAAAGAGGGGAAAAUUAUUAAGUUCAAAUUUUAUUAAAUAUUAAUAUUUAACUAAAUUAAUUUCGGGUUUCCUUUUAAUUGUAGCGGAGAGAAUCUUACAAAAUAAAAUUGUAGUGGAGAGAGAGGGUUAUGAAGAAAGUUAUGGGAGGAAUCAAUAAUUUAUUCAUAAACUUUGAUGAUGAAAAUGUAAAACAGUAACAAUUGAUUCAAAAUUCUUAGUAAUAUAAUUGUAAAGAAUCGAUACGUAUAUUGUAAUCGUUAAUAAUGAUAAGGUAUAGUAAUAAUGAUUUAUUUCAUAUACGUUGAUAAUGUCAUUGCAAAACGUUAAUACUACAUUGGAAGUUGUCACGAAGUGAGAGAGCAGAUUUUUAAUAAUUUCUAUUUUAAAAAGGGGAAAUUAUUAAGUUAAAAUUUUAUUAAAUAUUAAUAUUUAACUAUAUUAAUUUCGGGUUUCCUUUUAAUUGUAGCGGAGAGAAUCUUACAAAAUAAAAUUGUAGUGGAGAGAGAGGGUUAUGAAGAAAGUUAUGGGAAGAAAGAGAAUGAAAAUAAUCAAUUAUUAAUAUUAAUUACGUUUGCAAUAUCAAUACCCUAUUUAUCCUCAACUACCUAUUAACUACUAACCCCUUAUUAACUACUUAAUCCACUAUCAACCAAUAAAAUGACUUAAGACAAUAUGCUUAAACUUUUGGGCUUAAGCACAGAAACCCAAGCCGGUGGGUAGGGUAUCUCGUGUUUUUUAGUUUUUUAAAAUUUCGAAAGCAGCUUUGUUUAACAAUUAAUUUCUAUCUAAAUUUUUUUAGUAAUCCCACCAAUUAUACUAUUUGAAACCACAAUAUAUAAUUUCAAUAACUCAAUUUAUCUAGAGAAAACCAAAGAAAUCUGUAUACAAAGUUAGCUUUACAAACUUUGAAGCCUUUCCCACCAUAUUAUUAUACCAUACACUACAGAACCAUACUUUUCCAAGAACAUAUCGUUUUCAAAUGAGCUCUCACACACACAUAUAUACAUCCUCUUUCUCUUAGCUAGCUAGCUAGCUAGCUAGAAUAUGUACUUCCCGAUCUCAUUUGCUAUCUCUUUCCAACAAAAAAAACAAAACAAAAGAUUCCUUACGGUGGGAGGCAGCUUCAGGGAGGCUUCACCAGUUCUAAUGAGUUGGUAUUGUGUUUUUGUGUGAGCAUACAUUUGAAGAUUCCUUAAGAUGUAUACAAAUAACUGAUCUCGUCCUUUCAAGUUCCACACUUUUCGUUCACAUAGGACAACGAACCGAAAGAAAAAAUCAACAUAAUUUUGAUCCGAUACACGUUAUGAAACUGGCUGGUUUUGGGUUUGAACGUCUCACGAACUCGCCGUUUGUUAUCCUUAGAACUCACAUACCUUAUACGGAAAAAGUAAGGAAUUUAGUGGCUUAAGAAAGAAAUCCAAAUCAAAAGAGACAAAAGAACAAAACAUAAUAGCUAUCUAUAGAUUCCCUUCAAUCUUUCUCAAGACUAAUACCAGAGACACAAGAAUUCAAUACUGAGUGAUGGGAACAAAUGUACCCCAACCAAACAAUCCCUUACAUAAAAAUCCCAUUCCCCAUCCUCCAGGACUUCCCAUUCUGUAUGCAAAAAUUCAGAGCAUUCAAACCAAAAUGGAACCCUCCAUGGUCCCCACCUUACCCUAUACACCAAUCAAACCAAACAUGCCCUUAAUCAAUUCACUACAUUAUAAUCCUCAUCCUACGUGGAUUGUGGAAUACUCUCCCUAUAAAUACCCUCCCUCCCUUUCCCAAACCUUCUCAACUCAUCUCUCUCUAGCUCGCAGUUCAUACUAUACUCCCAACUCUGAGAGUAAAAACUCACUUCUGAUAAGCACAAAACGACAUAGCUAGAUGUCGGGAGUGUGGGUGUUCAAGAACGGCGUCCUACGGUUGGUGGAGAACCCAACAAACGAGUCGUCGUCGUCGGGGGCUCGAGCGAGGAAGGUGCUGGUGCACGUGCCGAGCAACGAUGUGAUAACGUCGUACGCGGUGCUGGAGCGGAAGCUGUCUGAGCUCGGGUGGGAGAGGUACUACGACGACCCGGACCUGCUCCAGUUCCACAAGAGGUCGACAGUCCACCUCAUCAGUCUCCCUAGGGACUUCAACAGGCUCAAGCCCAUGCACAUGUACGACAUCGUCGUCAAGAACCGCAACAUGUUCGAGGUCCGCGACCUAUGAUCAUCGUCGUCAUCGACAUCUUUCUUCUCUUUCUGGUUGGUAAAUGGUUUGGAUUAAUGAAUCGUUAUGUGUUGUAAGAUUAGGCUUUGUUAAUGGGUGUAUGCUUGACUUUUUGUUUUUUUGGCUUUGAUUUAAGGUUACAAGGUUAAUUCGUAGUGGGUACUCUAAUGUGGUUUUGUUGUUAAUUGUGUGUUUGGUAGAGGAUUUUGCUCUUUUCUUUUGGGCAAGGUGUGUUGUUGUGAAUGAAUAAUCUAGUGGUGGUUUUUUCAUUGAUUUGUGUAUUCUCUUUUUUCGUAUAUUUAAUGAAUCUUAAUAACUCAAAAAGUCGGAUAGCAAACUUCGAGUUGAUCCUCAUUCCUCAAAAUACUUGUAAAUAGAACUUUAAUUAGUUAAUUCGUCCUUAAUGUCCAUGUAAUGUUACCUCGUCAUCAUUUCUAAACAAUUUUCAUUAUAACGAGUGUAUAGAAUGAGGACAAUCAUGUUGGAAAUUUGGUUAAAUCGGACUAACCAAGUCAAACCGGUUUUGGAUUGAACAGAUUAAUCGGUUGGGAUUAGACCGACCGAACAGAUAUUCUAAUUCCGUGAAGGGACACAUCCCUUUGGCCUAGUGGCGGUUGCAUUAUUUUAUGGAUAAGAAUAACCUUAUGGAUAAAGACAACAUUUCAUAUGGAUAAAGACAACCUUUCGUAUGGAUAAAGGCAACCUUUCAUGAAACAAUGCAUGAAUUCGGCCCUUAUAAAUAUGUAUAUGGGGUGGAUGAUACAACAUACCAUAAAAACAUAUUCUUCUUCUUUCUUCCAAAAAUUUCUAAGUAUGCUUUAGUGUUCUUGAGCCUAGAACCUAAAGUGGUGAUAGUUUUAUCCUCGGGAGAAAUUUCAUGUACCCCAAGGCUUUGUAGAGGAUGGAAAUAUUCUUUUCGGAAAGUGAACGUAGCUCACGGCUCUAUCACAAUCCUGGUCACCCAGUCUCGGGCUAUCGUACGUGUACCCUUGUCGCAAAAGUCCCAACAAAUCACGACUGCACUCUUCACUAAAUAUACGUUUGUGUAUGUCCACUACUUAUAUGCAAGGUUAACUAGCAUACCCUAGUUAAUUUUAGAACACAAAGGAUGAGAGAAACUUAGCUUAUAACUGUAUGGGGAUGGUUAGGGUUAGAAGUUUGGUACCGGUAUUUGGGAUAUACCGAAUAUCGUACCGAAUUUGUCUAUAUUUUGUAUUACCGAAUACACGUAUUAUUUUGUGGAUUGGGAUUGAGAUUGAGUUUCAAUUGUUAUUCGAUAUUAGGGAUUACGUGAUUGGGAUCAGUAUAUACCGAAAUACCGAUCAAUAUCAAAAUAUAAGCUAUUGUGUAUUUUAUUCUCUCAACUACACUCUUUCAUUCACUACUACGCGACCCUCAAGCACUAAGAGUGUCAUUUAGUUAUACAUAGAUCAUUCCUUCGUUAUUUCACACUAGUAUUAGUCGUCUCUCAACCUCUAAUUUGUCAAAUUAAAGAUUACCAUUUACAAGAGCUUGAGAUGUUAGCUCUAGGCAACUAAAAACUCUUUGCUUAGUCUCUUUGUCGUAAAUUAAACAAUACGAUCUCAUUUAUAUAUUUAAUUAUUAAUUGCAAAGGUAAUUAAUUUUGUAUUCGAUAAUACCGAUUGGGAUACCGAGGUACCAAUUGGGAUACCGAAAUUAUUUAGGGAUUGAGAUUGAGAUUGAUUUUAGAAUGUAAUUCGAUAUUCGGGAUUUUGGUAUUUGGUAUUGUGAUACCGAUACCGUACCUAUUUCCAUCCCUAAAUGGUAUAGAAAAAAGUGGUGGGUGGUAG
Messenger RNA from Linum trigynum, 5368 nucleotides. NCBI's taxonomy places the organism in Eukaryota, Viridiplantae, Streptophyta, Magnoliopsida, Malpighiales, Linaceae. The record is from the annotation of a GenBank genome assembly.